This is a messenger RNA of Fomitiporia mediterranea MF3/22, 384 nucleotides long. RefSeq lists its product as uncharacterized. The transcript has 3 exons. NCBI's taxonomy places the organism in Eukaryota, Fungi, Basidiomycota, Agaricomycetes, Hymenochaetales, Hymenochaetaceae. The record is from RefSeq and is a predicted model, not a curated record. Bases 1 to 384 code for a protein of 127 amino acids.
AUGUCCUCGACUGCUCCUUCGGGCAAAUUUCAAUUCUUAGCCUAUUGCCCCGAUAAGUCCGACGAAGGACUCUUGCAGCGGCGUCUAUCCGUGCGCGAAAGGCACCUCGAGAAUGCAAAGAAACUUGGAACAGAUGGAAUUAUCAAAUUUGGUCGCGCGUUCGUGAGCCCGGAAUCAGUCGCCUCACCCAAUGCUGAGCAGAAAAUGGUUGGAUCGCUGAUAAUAUAUGAGGCAUCUUCGCUGGAGGAAGCGAAGAAGCUCGUUCAGAGCGAUAUUUAUUAUACAGCUGGCGUUUGGGACCCAGAACGGAUCAUGAUCCAUCCCUUGGCGGGUUCGUCGUUGUAUUCCAAGAAAGACGAGUGGCUAAUGAAUCUGCCCUCGUGA